AUGCCACAGUCGAUCCUCGUCGCAAAUGACUACAAGCAGCCAGGUCAAUCCUUGGCUUAUGUGCUGAAGAUAUCACCCUCCUUCUGGUUGACGGUCAUAUUGACAGCGUCCAUUAUCCUUCCAUGGUUGAGACUCCGAGAGGCUGCCGUGCGUUGCGAAGUCCUUUCGGACCAUGCUCUUCGUAUCUUCGUUGAUGCCGAUGGCCUGAGAGUUGGAAGAUGUAUGACUUAUGAUUGGGGAAUUUACAGCGGCACGAAUAGCCCUAUGCCUGGUUCCCCUAUGAGUAUCUCUCAGAGUCCUCUCAUGGAAUGGCACAGCUUCGCUACAAUCAAGGAACCUGGAAGAUCCGGCUAUUCGAUGACCGUUUCUCAAGCAGGCGACUGGACAACGAAACUCGUUCAGGUUCCUCCUGAGAAGCUCUGUCUUCGUGGGAUCCCGGUCUGUGGAGUCGUUCAUAAGGCUCGCUCCGAUGUUCAGGCGAGUCAUGCUUGUGGCGACGGGUAG
Molecule: messenger RNA, 504 nt
Organism: Marasmius oreades (fairy-ring Marasmius)
Lineage: Eukaryota; Fungi; Basidiomycota; Agaricomycetes; Agaricales; Marasmiaceae
Exons: 2
Coding region: 1-504 (167 amino acids)
Source: RefSeq, a predicted model, not a curated record